AUGAGCCGCAGCACUAAGCUUGCCCCGGAAGCCAACAGGAUCCUUUUCGUGAAGAAUCUCAGCUACAACGUCACCGCAGAGGAGCUGUUUGACCUUUUCGGGAAGUUUGGGCCUAUCCGUCAAAUACGCCAGGGCAUCGCCACAAACUCCAAGGGCACCGCAUUCGUCGUCUACGAGGAUGUCAUCGAUGCAAAGCAGGCCUGUGAUAAAUUGAACGGCUUUAACUUCCAGAAUAGAUACCUUGUUGUCCUAUACCACCAACCAGAGAAAAUGGCCAGAUCGAAAGAAGAUCUGGCCGCACGACAAGAAAACCUAGAACGACUUAAACAGCAACACGGCAUCGACUGA
This is a messenger RNA of Paracoccidioides brasiliensis Pb18, 348 nucleotides long. RefSeq lists its product as uncharacterized. Bases 1 to 348 code for a protein of 115 amino acids. The record is from RefSeq and is a predicted model, not a curated record. Gene Ontology annotation, cellular component: ribonucleoprotein complex; cytoplasm; nucleus. The transcript has 5 exons. Gene Ontology annotation, molecular function: mRNA binding.